AUGCCGCCUUCGUUACUGAAGCGACACAAAAAUAAAAGUAACUCGGGCAUCCCGCCAGAGGAUACUUCGGCGGGUGACGAGCGCCAGGCAGUGGCCUUGUUGCCUUCAAAAGGGGACGACGACGCUGAGACAGAUUCCUCGCCUCUGGAAGAAGUGCAGAGUUUCGGCUUGUUCGAACUCUGGCCUGCAACACCAGAUGGGCAGCCCUGUACCAUCCAGACGGAAGUCGACAUUGUCGCUGUCCAUGGGCUCGGUGGCGGCGCUUUCCGAACAUGGACCGCAGACGAGCGUUUAUGGCUACGAGACUUUUUGCCACAGACUGUACCGGAAGCCAGGAUUCUGACCUUUGGAUACAACUCCGCCGCUGCGUUCAGUGGCUCGGCAUCUCGCAUCGACGAUUUUGCACUGGAUUUGCUCAACAGGUUGAGGGCAAAUAGGAGACGCGCCAGAAUUGACUUGAAGCGAAAAACAAUGUUCGUAUGCCACAGUCUUGGAGGCAUCGUCUUGAAACAGGCCCUCAUCUUGGCUCAUGCCAGAAGCGACUUGCACGGGUGGUUCACGGACUCGACUAUCGGCAUAAUCUUCAUGGGAACGCCUCAUAGAGGAGCAGAUGUGGCGUAUUGGUCCAAAGUACUGGGCAGAUUUGUCAACGUCUUCGCCGGCUCGAAAGUUCGAACGGACAUCCUCCAUGAUCUGGAGCCCAAGUCGCAAACGCUGGGCAGACUUUGCGAGCUUUUUGUUGAACGAGCGAAGUCUCUCGCCAUAUACUCUUUCUACGAAAGAAGGAAGAUGGCAGGCAUCAAUUCUCUGGUUGUUGACGAGCACUCGGCCAUCCUCCAUCUCCCAAACGAGCGGUCCGUUCCGGUGGAGGCAGAUCACCGGGAGAUCUGCAAGUUCCUGACUUCGAGCAACCAGAACUACGCUCUAGUGCUAGAUGCUAUUUUGGACCUCGUUGAGGUGGCUACCGGACAGCAGAGCGAACAUCAUCUGAACAAGUUUGAGGUCAGGUUUCUCCGAUUCCUGGCCGCGGGCGACUGGGAAUUAGUCCUGAAAACCAUCAAAGACCGUUGGCGCUCCUCAUCUUGCAACUGGAUUACUCGCAAUGCCGCAUUUGAUACAUGGACGAAAGAUUUGCAGUCCAAGUGUUUGUGGAUCCACGGCCCUCCUGGAUCCGGAAAGUCUGUUAUGGCCAAACACCUCGUCCAAUACCUGAAAGUAGUACUGGAUGACCAGCCCCGCGACUCUGGAUCUGUCCAAAACGUCACGUUCUUCUUUUGCGAUAAUAAAAUUCCAGCCUUGCGGACAUCUAGACACCUGCUACGCUCGAUACUUGCUCAAAUUUUCCAGGAAAGAGCCAACCAUCACUUGUUCCAACACUUUGACUCCGAGUUGCUGGGAAAAAUCGGAGAGGAUGAAGUUCUCGCCACUUCGGAUGAGGCGGCUUGCCCCAGGUUACUAGAAGUCUUGCUCACGCUCAUCACAAAGGCCCGAGGAUUCAAGUUCUGGAUUGUGAUCGAUGCCGUCGAUGAGCUGGAACCAAUCGCAUACAACACGGCGUUUUCCUGCCUCGAAAGGCUGCUGCAAGCGGACUCUGUUGGACGGAUGAAGAUUUUAAUUACAGCCCGCUCGAAGAUCCAAUCAGAAUUCCAGCAGCAGAUACAGCCGGACUACAUAUCCAUCAUGGGCGAGGACACUAUGCGGGACGUGGACGACUUUGUCACUGCACAGGUUGGACAGCUUUGUGCGGCCAUCUCUGCCCAUUUUCCAGUGUCUCAACAGCUACGUAAACAGCUGGAAGAUGAAGUCCUGGAUAUCUCGGGUGGUAACUUCCUGCACGCCCAUCUAGCUUUGGCCAAUUUCUCCAGGCGCGGACUGCCACAGGUCAGGGACGAGUUCUCCAGGCGAGUCUCCAAGAUGCGAAACCUCACUGCCGAUCUUGGUUCGCUUUAUGUCGAGGUCUUCCGGCGCAUACCAGCUCACUUCAUACCUGUGGCAAAAUCAACUUUCAACUGUGUCCUCGCUGCGCAACAACCCUUCAGCCUGAAAGACCUCCACUUCUUCGUCACUUUGAACGAAAGACAUUCCCACUUUGAACAGGUCAUGGACGAGAUGAACACCAGAUAUGCGGAGCAGCUAUCCGAGUUUUGUGGCAGCAUUCUAACACUGGAUCUUGGGAAUCGGGUGACAUUCAUCCACCAAUCAGUUAAAGAUGUUCUCAUUGCCGACGAUCCCUCAAUCGGUAUCCCUGCCUAUUUUUCGACGAGUUUGGCGAACGCCCAUGCUGAGUUAGCGGAAAAGUGUUUGCUCUUGCUCAGCUGGGCUCAGUUUGGGAGGCAGUCCCACAGGCUACAACUCGAAAGAAGCCUUGCCCGGAUUGAGUUCCCAUUCAACCUGCCAUGGCGAGAGAGGGUAAAAGCAUUUGUCAGCAAGGGACACAUCAGAUGGUUCCUUGACUUCGGAUGCCCGUUUUAUGCCAUAAAGCAUUGGAUGCUACACGUUGAUUCUGCCGGUCCGCAAGCACGCCGCACCAGGGACUUGUUGGGGUCUUUCAUUAUAGCUCCCGGCGCCCAGUACUUCCGGUUGGUUGGCAGCGUGCUGUUCUCCGAUUCCGAGGCGCGGUUGCUACUUCCCAGCCGUCAUUGGCAGCUGCUUGAAACAUUCGAAGAGCCACCGUUGCACUUUGCGAUGCAGUUUGGUGAUUUUCCGGAUAUAAUUCUGCGUCUGAUACAGGCUGGGGAGGACGUGAAUGAGGUCAACAAACACGGAUGGACCCCGCUACACUGGGCCAUUGCAUUGUCCCGAACACAGUCGUUCCGCACGCUGCUUGCGAGCAGCAAGACGGACCCAAAUAGAGGUAAUCCCAAAGCGGACAAGCCAAUUCAGGCCGCUAUUUUGGCGAAACGGCCAAGCUUCGCUCUGGAGCUGCUGCAAGACUCUCGGACAGAUCUCAACACACAGGGAACGAGCGGGUACACCACUCUCCAUGCAGCUUUCAUAGAGAAGCAGGAAGAGGUUGUCAAGUGUCUUCUUCAGGAGCAUCGGAAUCUCGACCUCACAUUGCAGGAUGACAAAGGCGUCACACCCAUGGAGACGGCAUUUCGCACGCGUCAGCCAGGCCAUGUGAUUUUAGCCCUUUUACGCCGACUCGAAAACCUCUCCAGACCUGGUAGCAUCCCAUCGGAGUGGAGUAACGCAAACCUGCUACAACAUGCGAUCGAUAACGGUAUAUGCGAUCUCGAAGCAUCCAUCAUAGAGAAAGAUCCGGGUCAAAUCUUCGACGUAGAUCGAGAUGGGUUCAACGCGCUCACAAAGUACGCAUUCCGUGGGAGGCGACAGAAAGUAGAGAUGCUCUUGCAAAAGACGGACGAAGUGAAUGGUUUCCGAGACACGGGGAGAUACAGCCUGCUCCACCUUUGUGCUCACCAAAACUGGGAGGAUCUUGUGAAGCUACUCUACACACGAUACAAGGCGAAGGAUGUGGAAGGGGAUCACGUAGGCCGCACCAUGCUGCACUGGUCGGUCGAGAAUCUCUGGAGCAUGGACACAGUUGACAUAUCAGGGAAACCUCGAGCGUGGCUAGAUCGUCAGGAUCGUGACGGGCUGACUGCGUUACACCUAGCGAUGCUGCAUCGAAACCGCGCAGCAGUGCAGAGGCUUGUUGGAAAGGGCACCGAUCCCUUGAUCAGCGACAAACAUGGCCGCAGUGCGGUUCAUAUUGCGGCGGAGCAAGGCUUCACAGCAGCGCUGAGAAUCCUUCUUGACGAUGGUGUCAUCGACCGAGGGACGGACCGGGAUGGCAUGACCGUCAUCCAUUUUCUUGCCAUGUGGGAAAAGGCUCCGCUUAUCGAAGAAUACAUCGGAAGGGGCCACUACUCGGUAAAUAUUCUGGACAGGCGCUUCCGCAGCCCAUUGCACUACGCGGCAAUAUUUGGCAAUCUGUCUGCAACUCGAGCGCUCCUUCUCAGCGGCGCCGACCCGCGCCAGCGGGACUCUGCUCACAAACUUCCCAUUCACCUUGCCUCGCAGAGUGGCCACCAAAGUGUGGUCGAAUAUCUCAGUGAGAGGCAGGGCAGCACUUUGGGCGAGCUGGAUGGGUUCAGACAGACCUGCCUGCAGCUCGCGAUUAGAAAUGGGAACCGAUCACUCAUCCAGCAUUUGGUCAGCUCAGAGGCGAUGAUACACAAUCGGGACAUUUUUGGCAAAACGGCGUUACAUCGCGCUUGUGUAUUGGGUGACGCUGCCCUCGUACAUCAGCUGGUCAUGCUUGGAGCCGAUGCGAAGCAUCGCGACCAUCUUGGAUAUGAGCCACUCGAUACCGCAAUUAUCUGGCGUGAAUGGCGCGUCGUCAAUGUCCUUGUCUCUUUGAUGCCUUGGGAGUAUUUGUUCCAAAAGCUGUCGAGCUUCGGUCUUAGCAUUGAGGAGAAGAGCUCGGAACAUAUCGACGAUGAUGUUGGAGGCCGAGAGUGCUUGGUCGAGAAACUCGUGCAAUACGGCCUUUGGCUAAGUGCCUUAACCAACCCUUAUCUCACUACCUGCCAGGGCGAAUUCCUAAGGGAAGGUGUGCACAAUGCUAUGAUCCCAGGUAUCGCACAAUAUCCGAAAAUAUACACUGCUAGCUCAGAAAGCCGAUCGCAGCACGACGACACGAGGAACAGCUCUGUAAAGGAAAAGGAUCAUCGCAAGAUCCCCAAGCCGAGAUCACCUCAAGCCAGCCGUGCUACCGAACAUGAUAGAACAGAUGUUGUCCAUUCGAAUACCCCGAGGCAUAAAACUCAUGGAUCCUAUCCCGAGCCAGGCAAAAGCAGCCACCACCACCUUACGAGUUCCCGUGACAAGCCGAAAUCUCGACGUCGAGGUACGAAAGCGACGACGCAGAAAGAUUCGUGCGUUGUCACUUAG
Diplodia corticola is the source of this 4899-nucleotide messenger RNA. Its product is annotated as ankyrin repeat protein. Lineage: Eukaryota; Fungi; Ascomycota; Dothideomycetes; Botryosphaeriales; Botryosphaeriaceae. Gene Ontology annotation, molecular function: protein binding. The transcript has 7 exons. The coding region runs from base 1 to 4899 and encodes 1632 amino acids. The record is from RefSeq and is a predicted model, not a curated record.